AUCGUUCCGGGAUUUCUUGUGCUGAGCGCCUCAGCACAGACAGCUUCAGUGGACCUGCAACAAAAAGCGAUACAGCAAGUCGCGCCAGUGAUAGCCUACAUUUCAAAUCAGCACAUCAUUAUUCAGUGGACGAUGGGAAGCGGUGGCAACACAUCGGACAUUCCGUACUAUUUCUCACAUUUUGCCAUGAUGAACAAUAGUGUUUUUUGUCGGAACUUCAGCGAUAACGUGAGUGUAGAGUCCAAAUGUGAGAGAACAGACAACCUAGCCAAAGACUCGACACCAGUGAUCAUCGCGAUUAUAAUCACGACUCUUUACUCUAUCGUGUGUGUGCUUGGUCUGGUGGGGAACGUACUCGUCAUGUAUGUCAUUAUCAGAUACACUAAAAUGAAAACCGCCACAAAUAUCUACAUCUUCAACCUGGCCUUGGCUGAUGCACUAGCCACCAGUACACUGCCCUUCCAGAGUGUCAACUUCCUGAUGGGGACUUGGCCGUUUGGAGACAUUCUGUGCAAGAUAGUGAUAUCCAUCGACUACUACAACAUGUUCACCAGUAUCUUCACAUUGACCACCAUGAGUAUUGACCGUUACAUUGCAGUGUGCCACCCCGUCAAGGCCUUAGACUUCCGCACGCCCCGUAACGCAAAGAUUGUCAACGUGUGCAACUGGAUCCUGUCCUCUGCCAUCGGUCUGCCUGUCAUGUUCACCGCCUUAACUACUGUAACUGAUAAUGGCAAGUAUGACAGAUUCAUCGACUGCACUUUGAUCUUCCCACACCCAUCCUGGUACUGGGAGAAUCUCUUGAAAAUCUGUGUCUUCAUCUUUGCCUUCAUCAUCCCGGUCCUCAUCAUUACCGUAUGCUACGGGCUAAUGAUCUUGCGCCUGAAGAGCGUGCGCAUGUUGUCCGGCUCCAAGGAGAAGGACCGCAACCUGCGGCGCAUCACCCGCAUGGUCCUGGUGGUGGUGGCCGUCUUCAUCAUCUGUUGGACGCCCAUCCACAUCUACGUCAUCAUCAAAGCCCUAAUCAACAUCCCCAACUCCCUGCUGCAGUCCGUCACCUGGCACUUCUGCAUCGCUCUGGGCUACACCAACAGCUGCCUGAAUCCCGUCCUCUACGCCUUCCUGGACGAGAACUUCAAGCGCUGCUUCCGCGAGUUCUGCAUCCCCCUGAGUCCCUCUGUGCUGGAGCUGCAGAAUUCUUCUCGUACCCGCCCCCACCAGCAGCACCAGCGCGAUCAGCACUCCAGCGCCAACAGGGUGGAGAGGUCCAAUCAACAGGUAUGACUAGGUAUGGAGAUGUUGUCUUUGGACUCACGCUGCCAGCCUAACGAUGACAUGAGCUCGGAAGUCACCCAGGUAACCACAGUGCUCUGACACAAAGCUCUGACACAUGAUGCGCCAAGAUACUGAAGUGCUUCGUAGCACAAGCAUCGAUCGUACUGUCGCCUCUUUCUGGAGAUGCUGACGAGUAUUUGAAUGCAGAAUGACACUCUGCAUAAAGCUUUCUGUCAGGUAGCAUUAUUAAAAUGUUGAACAUUAGGCAGAACACUGAAAUGAAGACACAUCAACUAUUAUGUACACAGUAUCUUUGUAGACUGGUAUAUUGAACAUACUGUAAUAGGAUAAUGUUCUGUGGUCAACAUCAUUCACAAUUAGAAACUCUUGAUUGAGAGCACUUAUUUCAAGACACUAAUUCAAGAAGAUUGUUAUUCAAGGGUCAAGCGGCGAUUCAAAAAAACAAGGCGGCCACCCCACCACUUGUUUUGGUAAACAGCUGAGAGAUGGGACUGGAGGAAUGUUACCACUGUCAAAUUGAUAGACAGAGCUAUGGAUGCAAGAACUGACCAUCCAUGAGAUCAAAAUGAUCUGUUUGUUUGUUUCCAGAGUCAAUGGCUUUAUAUUAUUAAUUUUAAAGUCAGAAAAUGGAUGUAGCUUACCAAUCUGCUUUACAUCUACUGUAUGUAUAGCAGCUUUUAUAUACUGUAUGUUCUGUACUAAAUUGUUAUUUAAUAUAUGUGUAUAUGAUGUGCAAGUGGUUUGGGAACUAUCAAAUGAAUGAAUUAUAUUGUAUUUCCGUGUCAAAUCGGCAGUUGGCAACCCAUCCCUUACUGGAUUUACUGACGCAUAAGCAAACAUUACAAUGAUUCACAGUGAUUAUUCAGUGAUAAUUCUUCCAGUGUUCUGUGCAGUGUGCACUGCAUAAAGAAUGAAAAAAUGAAUAAUAGUAAAUAAGGUUAUUCAAGCAAUAAUAAUAACAACCCUAGAGCUGUAAAAAAAUAAAACAAAUGAAUUACAAAAGAAAUACAGCAAAUGGCAUUUAAACCCGGUCUGGCACAAAGAGAAGAUUUAAAUCAAAUCUCAUUUUAUUUGUCACAUGCACCAAAUUCAACAGGUGUUCAUCUUACUGUGAAAUGCUUACUUACAAGCCCUUCUAUUGUGAGUGAUAUACACAAUCUAUAUACAUAUGUACACUUUGAAUUUCAUUCUGUCACCCUUUUUAUUUUAUUCCCAGCUUUAUAAAACAAAAUCUGCAAACAGAAAUACACAACAGACAAAAAACUAUUUCAGUUUCUCUUCAUCGCUCAGCCACAUAAUGCCAGGGUAGAUUUGGUGGAAUUUCUGAAAGUGUAUAUCGUGGUAGAAAGGACAAUAGAGGAUUAAAUUAAUUGAGUUCUCUCUUCGAGGUCACAAUAGUUACAUAGUGUUUCUGCUUCCAUUUCACCACAAACCGACCUGUUUCAAUACACAGAGACUAUAUCCCUUAUAUUACCUGUUUCAAUAUGCAGAGACAAUAUCCCUGAUCUUACCUGUUUCAAUACGCAGAGACAAUAUCCCUUAUAUUACCUGUUUCAAUACACAGAGACAAUAUCCCUUAUAUUACCUGUUUCAAUAUGCAGAGACAAUAUCCCUGAUCUUACCUGUUUCAAUACGCAGAGACAAUAUCCCUUAUAUUACCUGUUUCAAUACACAGAGACAAUAUCCCUGAUCUUACCUGUUUCAAUACACAGAGACAAUAUCCCUGAUCUUACCUGUUUCAAUACGCAUAGACAAAAUCCCUGAUCUUACCUGUUUCAAUACUCAGAGACAAUUUCACUGAUCUUACCUGUUUCAAUACACAGAGGCAAUUUCCCUGAUCUUACCUGUUUCAAUACGCAGAGGCAAUAUCUCUGAUCUUACCUAUUUCAAUACACAGAGGCAAUUUCCCUGAUCUAACCUGUUUCAAUACACAGGCAAUUUCCCUGAUCUUACCUGUUUCAAUACGCAGAGGCAAUAUCCCUGAUCUUACCUGUUUCAAUACGCAGAGGCAAUAUCCCUGAUCUUACAUGUGCACAUAGCGAUCACUUGCUUUUAUGUAGGUUGUACAUAAUAUAUAUAUAUCUCACACACAAUGUCAGCCUUAAUCAAACAAAAGGUUCUCAAUUUGGGUUUAUGAUUAAUCUCCACCCAUUUGUUUUAAUAUUGUCAGUUGUUUUUUAAUAGCGUCUAUGUCUCCUUUAAUUUGGUUUUUGUUCAAAUGUUCACAGACAGGGCACAAUGGUGUCAAGUCAAGUUACCAAUCGUUUUUCCACCAUUCAUUUUUCCCAUAGUGGAUUUUAGAAACACUUAAAAUAAGAGCUGUGUUUCAUGUAGGCUCACCCUGGCAUGAUGUUUUGAUAACCAUGUACAUCUCUAGGACAAGGAUACUUUUAUCAAUAUAUUUUCUGGUAUUUACCCCCCAAAAGUGAAAUGCUAAUUAGCUGCUAAUGUGGCUAUCCUAAAAAAAAACUACAAAUGCCAUGAUGAUCUGGACGAGCUUGCCGAAUUGAGGCAAAGGUAACCAUCUCUAGAUUAACUAUCUAAUGUUAGCUACAUUUUGUAAUUAAUAAAUUGUCUACAUUUCUGUAAAUUGACAAGUCUGUGAACUGUCUUGUGCAAGUUUUAAAUUGACAUAAUACCUGAUAGCAAAGGUGUCAGCUAGAGUUGACUUGCUGGAGCUUGCUGAGAUUUGUAGUUUUGCAUGACAUCUACUGAGAGUAAAUAGAGGCAAAUAUAUUGAUAAAAGUCACAUUGUCCUAGAGAGAUUUACAUGGGUAUCAAAACAUUACGCCAACCAACAUUACGGUUGGCUGGACCUCUCUAAUUUCCCGUAGAUCACUUCAUUUCUCCCUUUUUGAUUAAUUUCUCCCUUUUAGAUUUAUUUCUCCCAUUUUGAUUCAUUUCUCCCUUUUUGAUUCAUUUCUCCCUUUUUGAUUUAUUUCUCCCUUUUUGAUUAAUUUCUCCCUUUUUGACUCAUUUCUCCCUUUUUGAUUAAUUUCUCCCUUUUUGACUAAUUUCUCCCUUUUUGAUUCAUUUCUCCCUUUUUGAUUCAUUUCUCCUUUUUGACUCAUUUCUCCCUUUUUGACUCAUUUCUCCCUUUUUGAUUAAUUUCUCCCUUUUUGAUUCAUUUCUCCCUUUUUGACUCAUUUCUCCCUUUUUGAUUAAUUUCUCCCUUUUUGAACUUCCAACAUAUCUCACUUCUCUGUUUUGUAUUUUUUAUUUAACUAGGCAAGUCAGAUAAGAACACAUUCUUAUUUACAAUGACAGCCUACAUCGGCCAAACCCUAACCAGGACGACACUGUGCUCCGCCCUUUGUUUAAGUAGGCAGGGUAGCCUAGUGGUUAGAGCGUUGGACUAGUAACCGGAAGGUUGCGAGUUCAAACCCCCGAGCUGACAAGGUACAAAUCUGUCAUUCUGCCCCUGAACAGGCAGUUAACCCACUGUUCCCAGACCGUCAUUGAAAAUAAGAAUUUGUUCUUAACUGACUUGCCUGGUUAAAUAAAGGUUAAACAUUUUUUUUUUAAAUGUUUAAGUAGAGAAAAAAGAGGCACCAAAAAUGCUCAAAGGGUUGGUUAACUCCCCUGUCCCUUGUGUCUCUACCAACCUAGGUAAAUUAGUCCUUAGUUUUAAUGCCGCUCAUGUUUGGAAUCAUUUACAAUCCUCAUUACAUCUUGAAUCCUUGCCAGCAGCGCAGUUUAGAACGCUGAUGUGGAACAUUCUCUGAGGUUUGCAAGUGUUUUGGUUGAUUGUAAUGAUUUAUUUGUGUUGUUGAAAUGUAUCUGUUGUGUCUUGUAUUUUCAUUUUUUGCUGUUUUAUUGAAUUAUGUUGAUUUGUGAAUUGUUUGUUCUCAGGGCACUAUUAUGAACGAGACCCUGGCCUCAAUUGGGAUCCCCCGAAUAAGUAAAA
Oncorhynchus nerka (sockeye salmon) is the source of this 5203-nucleotide messenger RNA. RefSeq names its product delta-type opioid receptor-like. Gene Ontology annotation, molecular function: morphine receptor activity; G-protein beta-subunit binding; beta-endorphin receptor activity. The transcript has 3 exons. NCBI's taxonomy places the organism in Eukaryota, Metazoa, Chordata, Actinopteri, Salmoniformes, Salmonidae. Gene Ontology annotation, cellular component: neuron projection; plasma membrane. The record is from RefSeq and is a predicted model, not a curated record. Gene Ontology annotation, biological process: G protein-coupled opioid receptor signaling pathway; sensory perception of pain; neuropeptide signaling pathway. The coding region runs from base 133 to 1284 and encodes 383 amino acids.